UCACCGCCAGCCGAGCAAGGUACCUUUCCUUCAUAUCGUUGCACGGAAGAGCACGAGAUUGCCGAGGAGCGCCGUCUGCUCUACGUCGCUAUGACGCGUGCGCAACUUUUCCUGGUGACCUACAUCCUCGUUUCGUGCUCUGACCGCAGACUUUGACUAGCGCGCGGGUACGGAUGGCAGGGGGAGAGGAGCAGCCGCGGAUUUUGAGCGAAUUCGUAUCUGCAUCGCAACGCAAGCAUCCAGUAUGUUCGGUGCUCCUGCAGCGCCCUUUGCUGACAUGCAGGCCAUCUUCACUGGUGAUGUCCCCAAUAUCGACGCGGACAUCCGGGUACAAAUGUCGCAAAUGCUUGGGCGCCCUACACCGGACGAGGAAGCGACCAAGGAAAUGGUCGCAGAGCACGUCCGAGCUGCGCCGUCACCGGAGUCGUGGGAUGUGACUGUGCCGGGCACACGGGCGUUCGGCAUACGGAGGGGGAUGGGAGGCCGCGCAACAGAGUACUGGAAGUCGGAUGCCGACGAUUAUGCCCUCCCUCCAAUGGGGGCUGAUGCGCCGCGCGGCAGCUUCUCGUUCUUCUCGAGCGCGAAAAGCAUGGCCCAGACGCAACCGCCAGCGCCCAAGCCGCCGGUCCAGCGCCUCGAGUCGUCGGUUAAGAACCUCCCGGCUCCGCUUCCAUUCACGUUUGCCACUGAGCAAGCUACACGGCCCGAAGCCACGCUCAGCUCGUUCGCUUCCGCCGGCAGCUCGUCGUUGGCCGCCAUGAAGGCGCUCGGAUUACCUGACGCCCCGUUGGCGGGCGCGGUCGGAACUGCCAGGUCUGUACCGGCCGUUCCGGGCGGCGCGGGCGGGCCUAGCGUUCCGCUCGCGCGAGGGACCAAGCGCCUCGGAAUGGGGCGCCCUGCGCCCUGGGGGUCCAAGAAGGCCAAGCAGGAGUGAUCUGUAUAACAUUGUUGUUGUACUGUGCAUGUCAACCAAUGGGAGAAAGAUGGAUGUCAUCCGUUGCUCGUGCAGAUGCGGUGGCGCCCAGGCCGCGCAAGAUCGGUCGCUCGUGUCGCGUCGUGCGCACGUGAGUGGUAAUUCUAGAUCUGGUGCCUGCGGCUAGCGGCGUCUUGUGGGCUCGAGUCGAGUGGUGAUGGGAACGAGCUGACCGAUCCCAUGUAAUCAGUCACGCCCUCUCGACAGCCCACAGCGCUAUGAGAACUGUGCGAUCUCGCUCGCAGCUCGCUCCACAAACUUCUCG
This is a messenger RNA of Cutaneotrichosporon oleaginosum, 1238 nucleotides long. RefSeq lists its product as uncharacterized. The record is from RefSeq and is a predicted model, not a curated record. NCBI's taxonomy places the organism in Eukaryota, Fungi, Basidiomycota, Tremellomycetes, Trichosporonales, Trichosporonaceae.